This is a messenger RNA of Penicillium concentricum, 1191 nucleotides long. RefSeq lists its product as uncharacterized. Gene Ontology annotation, molecular function: transmembrane transporter activity. Gene Ontology annotation, cellular component: membrane. The transcript has 5 exons. Lineage: Eukaryota; Fungi; Ascomycota; Eurotiomycetes; Eurotiales; Aspergillaceae. The record is from RefSeq and is a predicted model, not a curated record. Gene Ontology annotation, biological process: transmembrane transport. Bases 1 to 1191 code for a protein of 396 amino acids.
AUGGACAACACUGAGCGCUGUAACAAUGGGUAUUCCGACUACAGUCGGAGAAUAGCUGAUCGUCGAGUCUUACCCCUCCUGGUAGUUGGAUUCGCUAGCUAUCAGCUUGACAGAACCAACAUUGCCAGCGCACUCACGGGGAAUUUUGCAACCGUCAUAUCUGUGGACCAAAACAUUAUCAAUCUGGGAAAUCAACUGAUGUUCCUGGGUGUUAUUCUACUGGAGAUACCAUCAAAUGUUAUCCUACACAAAAUUGGCCCUCGCCGAUGGAUCAGCGGACAAGUCUGCGUAUUCGGGAUAGUAGCAUGCCUACAAAUAUUUGUGCACAACAAGUUAGGCUUCCUACUCACUAGAACAUGUUUGGGCCUUGCUGAAGCCGGGUACAUUCCCGGUGCAAUGUAUACACUUUCCACCUGGUAUACCAAGGAAGAGUUAACAAAACGAAUCGCAAUAUUCUUCUUCGGCAUGUUUGGCGGAACGGCGGUUUCUCCGCUUCUUGGAGCUGCUCUCUUGAAACUGGACGGAAAAAAUGGUCUCUUUGGAUGGCAAUGGAUCUUCCUCGUCGAAGGUCUAUUCUCCGUUUUGGUAUCUAUUAUUCUCUUUUGCUUCCUUCCUGAACACAAGCAAGUCUCUGUUUCGUCUGAUCAGGUGGACAUUGCGGAGUCUGGAGGGGUUCGUCUAAAGGAAAAACCAUUGGCCCACCCUGGCAAAACGAACAUAUCAGUCAGAUUAGUUUGGGAGACGUUGACAAACAUGCAGAAAUGGCCGCACUUUAUUGCCACGGGGUGUGUUUUUGCUACAUGGAGCCCUCUCACAACAUAUACCCCGAGCAUUUUUAUGGAGCUGGGUUUUGCUCGAAUUGAAGCAAAUGCAUUUUGUGCAAUCGGAAGUUUGCUUACUCUUCCCGUGAUUUUGCUUUUUGCAUGGAUGAGCGACAAAUCCAACAAACGAGGCCUUACCGUUAUGGUUGCUAUCUUUGCCUACUUGAUCGCGUUGGUAUUUCUAAGAAUUAUGAUGCACCGCGUGGAUAAAUGGGGCAAAUUCGGACUAUGGACUACAGUCAAUGCUUUGGCUGUAGGCUAUCAUCCAAUCCACAAUUCUUGGAUCCAGAUUAACUUCGUCAUGGCAGCUACAGGAGGGCUUAUGGCAGGAACCCAGAUAUUUCGGGCGGACGAGUCGUCUAUAUUGUAA